Messenger RNA from Aspergillus lentulus, 537 nucleotides. RefSeq lists its product as uncharacterized. The record is from RefSeq and is a predicted model, not a curated record. Lineage: Eukaryota; Fungi; Ascomycota; Eurotiomycetes; Eurotiales; Aspergillaceae.
AUGCUGCUUUCUCUACUCGUUUUAAAGUGUAGUGCAAACUCGACCGGUGCCCCAUGUUCCGAAUGCGCCCUCCACGGCCGCGAUUGCAUCAUCGACGAGUAUGCCGACAAACGUCGUAAGGUUGCGCGGGAUCGCGUCCAGGAGGAGUUAGCGUACUAUCGUGAAUUUGUGCAGCAGCUGCUGGCAGCCAUUCGGCAUGGCAAGCGUACAGACGUCGACGCCAUUAUCCAUGUCAUCCGGUCGGGAGCCUCACUCGAGAAGAUACAUUUGAUCGUCGCCCAAUCACUGAGUCAUACAAACGGGGCCGAUGGCCUUGAGAUUACGAUCCCCGUUCUGACGAAAGAACCGGACACGGUAUCUGGGAACUCGUCUCCCGAUAAAGAGUCGAAUGAAGUAUCUCGGAACUCCUCUCUCGAUGUGAAAGAGCCGGAUGGCGUAUCUGCGGAAGCGUCUCCCGGUGUCAACGAGCCGAAUGGCGUACCUGUGAAAUCAUCUCCCGAUGCUGGACUGAGUGCGAUCCUGAAUAAAGAUUUGUGA